AUGAGAUUGUCAUUCAGAAGAAUCAUAUUCUUGGUGUUGGUGCUCCUAUCACUACUGCUUAGCAUUCUACUAUUGCAAUCAUCUACUACGCUCAAACAGCGAUGGAAUGAGGCUUGGGAUACAGAGAAAUUCGAUCUAGACUCAUACAAGGCACAUAAUCUUGAAACCAGACGAGAUUUCCACUACAUAAACUAUCUAUACCUGGGAUACUAUAAUUUCACCAAAGUAUUUGGUAAUGACAUAGAUCGAAUCAAACAAACUCCGCUUAAAGACAAGUGUAACGUCUAUUUCAACCAAUUUUACCAACGCAAUCCUGAUUGGAGGCUAUUUACACAUAAUUCACCUGACUACAGAUUUGACAAAUCUUCUGAUAAGAAACACCUUUUUUUCAAGGAGGAGCAGAAACGCCUUGAGGACAAGUUUAAGAAGGAGAAGCGAGGCACGGAUGAACAGUUUGUUUUGACGAGACAGGAUAAUAGAACCAUUCUGAACCAAUUCAAAGAACACAUUGCAAGAUCGAAAGAGAUCAUGUACGAAAUGGCUGAUGUCACCACUCUGUUGCGAGUCUACGGCAAAUGCUUUGUUGAUCAGCCAGAGUUGGAUGACAAUCAAAAAAAGACAUUUGACGAUUUGAGUUCUAAGUUCUUUCCGUUCUUGAGCCAACAACUUCCCAUGUUCAAAGUGCAAGGGGAGGAUAGGUCCACUGGAUGGCCAAUUAUCAAAGAUGAUGGAUCUGUUGAAUACAAAUCGGACGUGGUUGGCGAAAACUACAUCGACUUUGUGAAGAAACACUCCAAGGGUAAAGGCAUUGUGAUUUCAGCGGCAACUAGACACGCCAAAGAUGUCAUGAAGUUGGUCAUGAUACUACGGGCUCUUAACAAUGAGCUUCCAAUACAGAUAAUGCAUAAGGGAGAUAUAACCAAGCGUUCGCUUGAAUGGAUUGAAAAUGCAGCGACAGCGGAUGUGGCGGAGUUAUUGAACCCUGACACCGACACUAAUCAAGGAAGUUAUAUGCCUGAGUUGAAACUAUUGGAAAGUUACAAGGACUUUGGGUCAUAUUUCCCUAAACAAAAUCUUCAAUUUGUCAAUAUCAUCAAUUGUAUCAACAAGAAGUACAAGUUUCAUUUCCCUGGUUACUCCAACAAGAUAUUGGCUGUGUUUUUCUCAAGUUUUGAUGAAGUGUUGUUACUUGAUGCCGACACGGUCCCACUAACACCGCCAAAGGACUUUUUCGAAUCACAAGAAUAUCAAAAAUCCGGCACAUAUUAUUUCCAAGAUCGAUCAUUGAGAGAUACCAAUGAUUUCAUUGAGACUAAUUUUUUCACAACUUUGUCUCCAGCUAAUGAGAAAUCCAUUGACACGUUAUUUGACAUCCCUCGAAUCACUGAAAAGACAUUGAACAACAAAUACAUGACUGGGUGGAGACAUUAUCAAGAGGCAGGGGUAGUUGCGUUUAAAAAGAGCCAACAUUUCAUGGGCUUACUCAUGAUGUUCCCAUUAAUGCUUUGGACCGAACCGGUUCAUUCUUCAAUCUGGGGAGAUAAGGAAUUAUACUGGAUUGCAUUAUCAGCAGCAGGAGAUGAGAAUUAUGAGUUCAACCCCGUUUCUGCAGCUUCAAUUGGUGAAAAGACUACACUUUCAAACAGGAAAUUUUACCCCAAUUCACCCAGCAAUGAGGUAUGCUCGACUCAUCCGGGACAUGUGAAUCAAGACGGGAAACUACUAUGGAUAAACUCCGGGUUUGGGUAUUGUAAAAAGAAUGGAUAUUUCCGCGAUCGAACCAAGUUCCCCUUUUCGGUAUUUGACAAGGAUGAAUUGAGCCAGUUGUAUAGUUCACCAUUGCAAAUUCGAGCAGCUUUAGUGCCUCCUGAUCUUCCACGGUUUAGACAACCAGGUAACCCCGUUGACGAUGAGCCUGAAGAACAGUUUAAAAGAUCGUGGAGAUUCCGCCAAAAGGAUAUCGAUGAGAUAAAUGAAAAGUUGCCACAGGGUGCCCAGAGAACGGAAUUUAUUACUGAGUGGGGUCCUCAAAAGGGGUGGGUUAAAAGCUCUAUUUGUUUUGGUUACUAUUAUUGUGCUUAUGAUAAAGUGCAAAGUUAUUCAGCUGACAAGGAGUUUGACGAGGGAAGAUUAUUCGAAUUUGAUGAGCAAAGUGUCAAGAUGUAUAAUUAUUUGAGUAAAGUUUGGAACACGGCAGCGUUGAGAAAACCAGGUUUUUCAAAGUCAAGCACGUGA
Molecule: messenger RNA, 2235 nt
Organism: Lodderomyces theae
Lineage: Eukaryota; Fungi; Ascomycota; Pichiomycetes; Serinales; Debaryomycetaceae
Gene: MNN15
Product: putative alpha-1,3-mannosyltransferase
Exons: 1
Coding region: 1-2235 (744 amino acids)
Biological process (GO): protein O-linked glycosylation
Cellular component (GO): Golgi apparatus
Molecular function (GO): alpha-1,3-mannosyltransferase activity
Source: RefSeq, a predicted model, not a curated record